AUGGGAAAACUGAGUGAUGUACACCUGUUGACCCUAGCUUCUGAGGAUCGAGUUGAAAGAAUGUCGACGUGUACGAAUCAGAUCGGUCGAGAUGGAGGAGAAGUACUUGUGCAAUAUUGGGAUGCGAAAAGGUCGCAGAGUUGCAGUGAAGUGUUGGCAGAGCGAUGUCGGCUGCCUCUGAUGCCAGGGCAAUCAAGGAUGGAUGAUGAUGACCGGAGUGAGUCGCGAGCGCGACAGGCGCUGAAGCGUCAAGAGCCUAACCUUUCACUUGGCUGCAAACUCGAGUUGAGGAAGCAGCGACGAUGUGAGGUUCGAGUAAACAGCUGUGGUAGCAGCGUGACAGGUUCUGAUUGUACUCAUCCGUUCGUAUUGGAUCAUCAAAUUCGGUGGAUAGCAUAUUUUAAUGCUGCACAGGGGAGGCGACAGCGAGCGGCACAAGUUUGUCGCACAGGUGUCAAUUUUGUCGGAAAGGUGUCGGGCCUUCACGUCGGCAAGGGACUGGACGGUGGCAAGCGGCCACCGAUGGCCGUGGAAGAAAGCAAGCCCUACACUGGUGAAACGCCUUAG
This is a messenger RNA of Pseudozyma hubeiensis SY62, 567 nucleotides long. RefSeq names its product ubiquitin carboxyl-terminal hydrolase. The transcript has 2 exons. The record is from RefSeq and is a predicted model, not a curated record. Lineage: Eukaryota; Fungi; Basidiomycota; Ustilaginomycetes; Ustilaginales; Ustilaginaceae. The coding region runs from base 1 to 567 and encodes 188 amino acids.